This is a messenger RNA of Saccostrea echinata, 476 nucleotides long. RefSeq lists its product as uncharacterized. Bases 3 to 476 code for a protein of 157 amino acids. The record is from RefSeq and is a predicted model, not a curated record. NCBI's taxonomy places the organism in Eukaryota, Metazoa, Mollusca, Bivalvia, Ostreida, Ostreidae. The transcript has 5 exons.
ACAUGAGGUUCGUAGCAGCACUUGUUGUUCUGUGUGGAUGGACGUACUCAGUAUCGGCGGACGGGAAGUGUGGUCGUGGCUGGUUCCAGUAUAAAGAUUCCUGUUAUUUCAUCAGUGAACGUCAGAAGUUUACCUGGUUUGAUGCUUGGAAUGCGUGCUGGAUCCUACAGGGUUAUCCGGUGGAGAUUUCAUCAAGAAAUGAGCAGAAGUUCCUUGGUGGGAAAAUGGGCGACGGGGCUUACCACACGGGAGGAAAUGAGAUACUUGGCAGACUUAUAUGGCACACAGGGUUACGUCGCUUUGGGUACAAGUCUCUCGACUGGAGAGGCAGAGAUAAAAAGAAAUUUCGUAACCGGAAGUGUGUUGCGGCCAUGCGCAUCGGCGGGAAAAUGAGGCUUAUCAAGAAAAGAUGUCAUUCUUUGGAGAAAAUCAUUUGUGAAAGACCAGUUAAUCUGUUUAAAUGGUAUUCCCCAUGA